Messenger RNA from Gavia stellata (red-throated loon), 2291 nucleotides. It is a transcript of the gene XRRA1, whose product is annotated as X-ray radiation resistance associated 1. Gene Ontology annotation, molecular function: protein binding. The transcript has 17 exons. Gene Ontology annotation, cellular component: nucleus. The record is from RefSeq and is a predicted model, not a curated record. Lineage: Eukaryota; Metazoa; Chordata; Aves; Gaviiformes; Gaviidae. Bases 1 to 2268 code for a protein of 755 amino acids.
AUGGCUAUGACAGGACUGUAUAAAAUAGGUGACGGAAGCAACUACGCAACUAACUGCUUCCCUGCCAGGAACAUUUUGCACACAAGUAAAGAAGGUGACAAUUCUUUGAGGUCCGGGCGCUGGGUGCUGGCACGCAGAGCUACCCCGAGGGCUUGGACUGAGAAGGGGACCACUGAGGAGACACCACAGCAGAGGAGAAAGCCCCCAGAUUCUGCCUCUGUGGAAGAAAGCAUUGAAGACAAUGUCCUAGAUGAGCCAUUUCUGAUGAAGCACCACUGUUUGAAGAACCCCUCUGACCUGUGCUCUGUGAACAUUAGCAGCCAAAAUCUGGUCUCUGCUAAAGAAGAUGAUUUUGAGAAAUUUGAUUGCGUUGCUUUUAUAAAUGCUUCUGAGAACCUGCUGACACUAGAGCCGUUUCGGAAGUUUCCAGGACUGCGGGAACUGGAACUUUCCUUGAAUGGACUAAGAAAUCUGAAAAUCACCGCUGGAGACUUCCUGCAUUUGGAAGAUCUGGAUCUCUCCUACAAUAACUUGUCUCCCCAGGACAUUUGGACAUUGGGAGAUUUGUCCCAGCUCAAAGUCCUUCGCUUGACAGCCAACGGGCUUCGGUCCCUGCCUGCGGACCUGGCAGGCUCGUGGGACUCUGCUCAUUUAAGGUUUCCAUCUCUGGAGGUCUUGUCGCUGGAUGACAAUCGUCUGUCAGACCCGAGCAUCUUUGUGAGCCUGUCUCAUCUCUGCAGCCUGAGGGAGCUGAAUCUGGACAGGAACGGGAUUUCGGCUGUCCCCUACCUGCACCAAGCAGAGAGCAGGCAGUUCUUCCUCCACCCUGCGCUGGACGGUGACAGCUUCAGGGCAGAUUGGUACCAGUCCCUGAGCAGCCUCUGGCAGCAGCCCCGGCCGCUGCAGCAGGAGAACACGGAGGUGCCAGCAGAGCUGGAAGCGAAGAAAGGACAGCUUGAAUAUGUCGUGUUACAGAGCGACAGGGAUCCAGACAGGACGGAACUCCUCUGGAGCAGUCCCUCUGCUCACCCUCUUCCUCCUCUCUUUAAGGUUGUCCCCAGGGAGGGAGAAUCAUCUGCCUCUAAGACUCUGCCCGCUCCCUCCAUGCACAGAAACGUUCGUGCUCCCUUUCCUGAACUGAAGCUUCUCAGCCUGGCCUUCAACAAGAUUGCGGAUGAGACAGCUCUCUUACCUGUGGCUUUCUUCCCGUGCCUGAAGGAGCUGAUGUUUCACAACAACCCUCUUACCACCACCCGAAGCGGGCAGCCGCCUCUUCUGACCCGGCUCCUCCAGCACAACCUGGGGAUUAAACUUGUCCGACAGAAGAGCCUAGCCAAGGAGAGGUGGCACUUCUUCAUCCCUCUCAAAGCCAGCCGCAAGGUUGCGUCGCAUCUCCCCAAAGUCACUAAGCGGCCGCUGAUGCUGGAGGCUCCUGUCAAGACUUUUCCGUGGAAACAGCUCCCAGCUGCGGUGGAGGCUGCGAAAGAUGCUGCACCUCCAAGUCCGGCCCAGUCACUGCCCUCCAUCAGCUCCACAACCCCGGCCGGCAGCCGGUGGACGGCGCUGGGGGAAGGGGAGGGUGACUCCAGGCCUCCCCCUGGCCCAGCCGAGGAGGACGUUGCAUCCUUCUUCAUGACGCAGGUGGAGGAUGUGUCCAGACCCCUCCUGAGACCUGUGGCAGAGGGCAGGCUGGAGAAGAGGAGUGAGCAGAGGGAGGAAGGAGACUCCCAGGUGGUUCCAGAGCGAUACAAAGACUACGAGGAGCUGCUCGGUGGAGACACAGACCCAGAUUUUAUUGAGCCCGUCGGGAUACAGAAGGAUGUGCAAGCGCUGUACUACAUCCUGAAACACCCCCUGGUUUACCGGGACACCAAGCCACGACUGGACAGCAUACAGAAGCCCUACGUGCCUCGGAAAAAGCGUGGCAGGAUGCCUGGCCCUCCUGCCCGAAAGACAAGAGCAGAGGUCCUGGAAGGAAUCCUGAUGGCCAUGAGAAACACCUCGACCAUCACUGAAGUCCCCUUGGUGUCUGUUCUGCAAAAGAAGAAAUCCAGCCCCAGGGCGUACCGGGAGGCACGGAUGCUGAUGGAGGAAUUUCAGGAGGUGUUCGAGAUCCUCCCCGCAACCUUUGGUGAGGACAUGGCCAAGCUGUCGGGUGAGGCACAGGUCAUAAAAGCCCUUCUCACAGAGGCGACGUCCAAGCAGGGGAGCCCCAAACAGCUACAGCUGCCAGGCAAGAGAGUGGCCAAGAAGGUACCCAAAGUUUAGCCCACAGUAUAGCCAGGGGUUGA